Coffea eugenioides is the source of this 1568-nucleotide messenger RNA. RefSeq names its product putative F-box/LRR-repeat protein 23. The transcript is spliced from 2 exons. NCBI's taxonomy places the organism in Eukaryota, Viridiplantae, Streptophyta, Magnoliopsida, Gentianales, Rubiaceae. Gene Ontology annotation, molecular function: protein binding. The coding region runs from base 79 to 1017 and encodes 312 amino acids. The record is from RefSeq and is a predicted model, not a curated record.
AAAAAUCGACCGUGUUUCUCUGCCAUUCCUCAAUCUUCCCCUGCCCUCAGACCCUUCAUUCCGAAUAAAUCCCUAAAAAUGGGGUCAAUCCCACGGGCAUCAACUCCGCCACCGCCGUGGGUGGAGCUGCCGCCAGAGAUAACAACGAUAAUUCUGCAAAAAUUGGGUACAAUUGAGAUUCUCACGACCGUCCAAUUGGUUUGUAAAACUUGGCGGGACCUGUGCGUCGACCCUGCCAUAUGGCGCAUUAUCGACCUGCGCAAUGAUAUGCGGAACGACGGAAGCCUCUUGGACUCCGCCUAUGACCUUGAGAAGAUUUGCCGCCACGCUGUCGAUCGUAGCCAAGGCCAGUUGAUUGAUAUCAACAUUGAGUUCUUUGGCACCGAUGACUUGCUCUGUUACAUCUCCCAGCGAUCAGGUCAACUCAGACGUCUACGGCUAGUAUUUUGCUAUCAUUUAUCUGGUGAAGCACUAAGCAAAGCGGUUAAGAAAAUGCCAUAUCUGGAGGAACUGCAACUGUACUAUACUAGAAUCACCAAAGAAGCUAUUGAAGCUGUUGGUCAUUCAUGCCCUCAUUUAAAGUGUUUUAGGUUGAAUAACCAAGGCUUUAGACGGCCACAAAUAGAAUGUGAUGAGGAGGCAUUAGCUGUUGCAGAAAAUAUGCCAUCAUUAUGUCAUCUUCAGCUUUUUGGAAACAAGAUGACAAAUGAAGGACUAAAGGCCAUUCUUGAUGGUUGCCAUCACCUUGAGUCACUUGAUUUGCGGCAUUGUUUCAAUCUUUGUCUUGAAGGUAGUCUAGAAAGAAGGUGUUCUCAACAAAUCAAAGAAUUGAAGCGCCCUCAUGACUCAACUGAAGAUUAUGAGUUUGAAUGUCACAUUGAGGAUUUUGAAUCAUCUGAUGAAGAUUAUUCGUUCAGAUUUUCAGACAUCGACCAUAUGUCUUUGGAUGAUGAUUAUUAUGAAUUCUCUGAUCUUGACGAUGAAUAUUUUGACUAUGCAGACUUGGUUAUCGAUUAGUGCUGGUUUACUUUGAUUUUGUUGACAGAAAAACCUUUGGGCAUUGUGUAAUGCACUUUCAACUGUUGUGCCAGAUGCUUGAGCUUCAUACAUCUUUUUCAGUGCCUCUGGUGUCUGUUUUACGCAUGGAAAUUUAACUAGAGUUCUCCUUGGUUAACGAGACUAGUAGGCUUGUCAAUGGAGGUUAAUGUAGGCUUCUGUUUCAUUGAAAGUUCAUGUGGUGUUGACAAUCCCUUGCAGCUCUGGCCAACAGCUCGUGAGACUUUAACUAUGAGGCAAGCCCAUUUCCUAUGCUUUUAUCAGGGAGUUGAUUCUGUAGGUGCUAAAUCAAUUUCUUCAAAAUGAUCGUCUCAUUUAUUUGGAUAUGUACCUCAUACCUGUUAGGAAAAAGAGUUUCACAAUUCUCUGUAAUUUUAUGGACAUCUUCUCUUGGCUUGUCCAGAGUUUUGGAUUUCUAUGAUUCUGCCAGUACUGCUUUGUCUACAUUUUGUGUAUCACCACUUUUGGUGACUUCAUUUGCUCAUAAAGGAAACUCAUGGAAUGGAUUGGCA